Molecule: messenger RNA, 390 nt
Organism: Purpureocillium lilacinum
Lineage: Eukaryota; Fungi; Ascomycota; Sordariomycetes; Hypocreales; Ophiocordycipitaceae
Source: RefSeq, a predicted model, not a curated record
AUGCUAGCUUUGUGUUGGCUGUCACUGUUGCAGUGUUCGCCAAUGACGAUGCAAACAGUCUUUUGGCAGCAAAUGACCACUGACCUAAAUGUCACGUUCUCUCAGCUGAAUGCCGGCCUGUCCUUCAAUGUGGCUGGCCUCGCUGUUGGCAGUCUACUGUUUAUCCCACUGACGAAAAAGUACGGUCGCCGACUGACGUACGUGAUAUCCACUGGAGUGCUGGCUGGUGUCUCAUGGUGGAGUGCUCGAAUGAGUACCCUUUCUGAGAUGUACCUCACCAAUCUGCUAUUUGGCCUGGCUGGUUCAACGAAUGAGGCAAUAUCGGAGAUGACUGUACGCUGGCCCCAAGAGACAGAUGCAGCCUUUCAUGCAUCAUCAUCGCAGUACUAA